AUGGAUGCCAAUGACAGUCACAAUCACCUUAAAGACAUUGAGAAUGAUGACCUUUUCUCCAUCCUGGACCAGAUCCCUCAGAUCGGCCAAACCAAGGUUGGCGAGUUGGCUAAGUCAUUCCUAUGGGAACCGUUUUUCCCAGUACACUUGAAUGACACGAUUCUGCACGCAUUGCUACUUCUUUCUAAGCAUAGACUGCAAGUUUUGCCUGAUGCUGCACCCAUCGGUUUUGUUACUCAAGUAUCUGUCGAGUUAUUGACUGAAGAAGCAUAUUCUAACUACUUCUUCAAUCAAGCGAACUCGAGUGGUUUGAUAAUGUUGCAAACAAGAACUUAUCAGAUUUUCGAUUUGAAGGCCAAGAACAUCCUAGAUGUGUAUUUGGGAGCCAAACUGUUGCAGAUGCUUUGA
Molecule: messenger RNA, 408 nt
Organism: Vicia faba (fava bean)
Lineage: Eukaryota; Viridiplantae; Streptophyta; Magnoliopsida; Fabales; Fabaceae
Source: the annotation of a GenBank genome assembly